Messenger RNA from Oreochromis niloticus (Nile tilapia), 7217 nucleotides. RefSeq lists its product as uncharacterized. The record is from RefSeq and is a predicted model, not a curated record. The transcript has 7 exons. Gene Ontology annotation, biological process: negative regulation of DNA-templated transcription. The coding region runs from base 780 to 5015 and encodes 1411 amino acids. Lineage: Eukaryota; Metazoa; Chordata; Actinopteri; Cichliformes; Cichlidae.
GACGUGCAUGUUUUCUGUCGCUCGUGCUUCCGGGCGCGCGGCUUUGCGGCUCGAAUCUGCGCCUGUCCUCGCGGCUUUCACGCGCAGGCAGGCGCCAGUCCGCGAGGACCAGAGCAGGAAGAUGUUGUCCAUUGUGCCGCUGAGAGACACAACGAUCCAGGCACCAUUUCCGCUCUAGUGCGACCGCUUUUCCACGGCCGCUCUGCGCGUUUUGCUGUAGGUUGUUCGGCUGAGUGGCCUGGUGUCGUUUGACUGAAACACACUGAGAAUAAAGAAAAAUGGCAGAUAGACUUUGUGAUAGAGAGAGACAGCUUUAAAGGGACAGCGACACGCUGUUUUCUUCCUGCUUUCUGGAGCCGAAGCACUCCCACACACGACGGCAAUUUCAUUUAUUUCAUAGUUAUCUCCUGAAAUCUUACACUGAAACUCGUGUUUCACGCGGGAUUCCGCACAGAUGUUGUGACAGAUGAGGUGGGCGUUGUGCCGUAUUUAUUGUCUCCUGACUGGUGCACGAAAUCCUGCUGGAGUGAGUGCGCACAGAUCUUAGAGUACGUCAGUGCUCCACUGAGACCACCUUACUCCGUGUACUCCGUGUACUUUCAUUUAAUCGUGAGGCACACAAAUGAUAUCUGCACACCAAUGUGAUGUCGGAGAGCAUAAGAGGUGCUCAGAACCGUGAUGAUGCUGAUAAUGACAGAUAGGAUCCUGGACUGAGGGGCUACCAAGGCCAAUCACUGCUGUUGGAUGAGAACCGAUGGGCUGUCUAACCUGGCAACAGCAUGCCAACUGCAAAAGGUAAAGGUGGCUCAACGUCCCACCGUUACCGGCCGGCCUCGGAGUACGAUGAUGCCACGCUCGCCCUAAAGCGAGAGUACUGGAGAAACAAGAAGCGAGAGCAGCGGGCCCGUCUGUCAGAGGAGAGGGAAAGGCACAAACACAACAACAGCAGCCAGGGAGGAAAGCAGCUAAAUGCCCCUGCAGAAGAGAAUUCCGCUCUGGCCCAGUCCUCAGGUGCUUUGUCUUCUCCUUUGCAGAGUAAUGAUAAUUCAUACAAUUCUGUGUCAAAGCACAGAAAUGCUCUGGGGGAUGGGUCAUGUGAAACCACUGAAAGCCAAAAGGAGAAGUGGCUCCAGACAGUAAAACUCAACAAGCGUCUGCCUCAGUUGCCAGUGUCGUGUUCCAUCUCUGCCAGAUCAGCCAGCGGCAGCACAGCCGCAGGUAAACGUCAGACAGCAAGGGACGCAGCCGUCUCCUUACCCGUGUCCAGUGGAACUCAGCUGAACACCGUAUCCUCAGUGCCUCCAGUCAGAGUGACCAGAAUAACCAAUGGCAGCUCCAGUAAAACAGCACCUCAGCCAUGUGUGUCUAUGCAGGGUGCAUCAGUCCCCAGAAACCAACAUAAGGCACAGGUUGUAUUACCCACUCAGCCCAAAGUCUUACCCACAGGUCUCGUUCUCGUGUCCUCUCCAUGCGGCCCCACUUCCACUAAAGCAGAGAGCAAAACAGCCAUCUCACCACCUCAGAGUGGAACAAAGCGUGCCUUGGUCACCACACAGAGGGCUAAAGGUGUUGGCAAUGCACAAGCUUCCCUGGAGUCCGACGAGGAAAGAGCAGCCAAGCGUCGGGAACAGUGGCGGCUCAAAAAGCGAGAGCAGCGAGCAAAGCUUGCAGCUAGGUUAGCUAAAGCCAGAGAGAGGGCACAGGGUGCAGAGAUGACGUUUCAGAGGCUAACGGCACCAAAAACCGGACACGUGGGAAGCAUAGUUCUUCCAUCAGAGUCACUUUUGAGAGGAGCAAGCCAGAAGCAGUGUCAUACACGGGUCAAAACACCAUUUACAUCAGCCAAAAGUGAAAACAACAAACUGCAAAGUGGGACAGCAACUGUAGUUGUAAGUGCUCUGCAAACAUCUGAUACUCCAUCUGUGAAAAAACCAGUCGACUCUCAGGGAAAGGUUCCAAGUUACGGUCAUCUUUGCGGUGUUACCCGGGGUAUCGCGAGAUAUAAAACGCCUAGACAAAGGUUCAUCGAAGCACAGAGAAACUUAAUGAACCAUAGAAGUCUAAGGUGUAAAUCCCCAAUGCUGCCCUCAGCUUUUGGUACCAGAAGUAUGCCCAAAAUCAACCCUGACGACACGCCCGAGCAGAUAAUAGCUAAACGGAGAGAGUACUGGCGGAUCAAAAAGCGCGAACAGCGAGCUAAGCUGUCCAUGGAGGUAAAGGUUCGGUUGAAAGAGAGAGAUUCUUUGAUGAGGAGGGUGAAACGUUACCAGAAAAUCCUCGAGGAGAUGAGGAAGACCAGAGUGCUGGCGCAGUCAACCGGAAGUGCCAUCACUCACAGCCCAGAGACCAUCGGAGGAUUCAUCAAAGAGGAUGGGACGCUCACUGCUAACAUCCCUCACAGUUCUGUAGAUCACAGCACAGCAGAGGACAAAAGCCAAGUAGAGCUUUGUGUAGUUUCUACAAACACUCCUUUGGCACAACCACAGUGUCCGCCUGACGCUAAACUGAGCAGUGCUGCUCCCAUCAGGAUAAACACGGCUCCCCCUCCACUUUGUUUAGCUCAGGUGAAAGUCUCUGCUCCUGGACAGCCAGCCAACAAACUGCCGCGACUGCUCGCAGUUAGACCACAGACUCAGCACGAAAGCACAAGUGUUCCUAAUUUGCACUCAUCAACUAUCCAAACUGUGGGUCAGCUCACACUUACUCAUCCACAGAGCCCUCAAAAUUCAGCAGGUUCAAACGUUAGCAGUUGUGUUAUGAAAAUGACCAUCUCGAGCAGAGCGCCGUCGCUGUCAGCCCUGUCUCUGGAUGCGGGGCUGACGGAGGAGGAGAGGAUGGCAAAGAAGAGGGAGUACUGGAGGAUAAAGAAGCGUGAGCAGAGAGCAGCUCGUGCUGUCCGACUGAGACAGGGUGUUUUACAUGCUAGGGCCGGUGCAGCAUUACAAAGGAGGAAGCCUCAGAAGCAGGGGACGCUGAUCACUGUGCCUCAGAGUAGAAAUCUCACCGACACUACAGCAAAUGCACCUCCUCUUUCCAACAACAGCGUGCUUUUUCUGCCUCAUGCAAAUGAAAUGAAACAGGAGAGUGACUCCAUGCCAGCAGCUGACCUAAAUUCUCCAGUAGAACAAGCCAUCUGUCCAGAUAUCAAACCCCCUACUUCCCCACCUCCAGCACCCCAGCUGGAGUCUGACCCAUGUUUGAGCGCAGACAGCCAAACUGCCACUCUGCUAGCCGUGGCCUCCAUGAAGAAGCUCCUGGAAGAAUCUCUCAGCACAGUGACAGAAUGUAAAAGUGAGCAGAACUCUAUUAAAAUGGAGACAAUAGAAGAGGUUUCACAGCAAGACAUGAAGCCAAAUUUAUCUCAGCUGUCUUUUGAAAGGGAUGACACGGCUCCUAUUGCUGCUGACCUCACUUUGCAGAUAAAAAGCUGGGAGCUAGACAGCAAGGUCUCUGCAAAGGCGAGUUUACAAAGCCCUCAACUCAAGAACCCAUCGCAGGUGAGUGAGACAGCUCCACCUCUUCCUGCUUCCAGUGAGGUAGGUGUGCAUCGUACCAGUGAGCACUCAUCCCAGACCCCUGUGAACUACAUGGUAAACACCUCCAUGGAAGCACCACGCAGAACCCAGAGGCUUUGCGCUAAAAAAGCCGGCUAUAAAACCUGCUGCUCUCCAGAGCCACCAAAGCUGCAUCACAUCACAGCCGUGACCCUGGAUAACCUGCAGCCACAGCAGCAACAGCAGGAACAGCAUCAGGCACAAGAACAGAACAACUGCCCCGAACCACCGCGGAGGUACAACAGCGUGGUGACGGAGCAGAGCGGCUUGACCAGCUUGCAGAGGAAGAGGGAGUACUGGAAGCUGAUGAAGAGGCAGCAGAGGGCCAAGUUAAAGGCCAGGCAGAAAGACGGAGAGGGGGAGUGCAGCAGCGGGCUCUUCUCCAGAAGCAUUCAGACUCCGGGGCUUGUUAUUAUCAACAGUCUUAAAGGGGUGAGUCCUCCAGCAAAACGAGCCCUCCAGCCCAAACCACCUGUCCCUCCUCUGGACUCAGUGACCAGCAUCCCUACCGUUCUGGUUGUUAGCCAAACAACAUCUAAUGCUCAACAGUCAGCGUGCACACUCCAGGUCAGACUGCCUAUCACCAGCAAUGAGUACAGCAGCGUCAAACUUGGCCCUUCACAUGCUGUAUCCAGCUGUGCAGGAGUUUCUGAAUCUCUACAGCUUUCACAAGCAUCUAGAAGCACUGAUGUAGACUCAGCCCCCGCCCUCCCUGCUGUGAAGCCACCACUGUCCAGUACUGACAUGCACCUCGUUGAACCCCUUGUUCAAAGUCCGUUAAAAAUCCCCUCUGCUCACCUUCAGAGUCCCACACACAAGAAACAAUCCUCCAUCCAGCUGGCACCAGUAAGCACCAUGGUUCCUCCAAAGCCCAUCCCAGGGGAAAGUGAGCAGGACUUUCUGAGGAGGAAGCGGGAGUACUGGAGGAUAAAAAAGAAGGAGCAGAGAGCCAGGAAGGCAGUUCGGGACAAGGGAAUCACCCAAAGCUUCAACAGCUGGAAGACUAGGCUGCCUCCCCUGGAUCUACAGACAGAGGAACCUGGUCAGUGGGUGAACUCUUCUGAGGAGUCAGAACAUCUAAUGAGCUCUUCAGUGGACUCGGCAUCCUUUACAUACUCGGAUUACACAGCGCCAAUCGAAGAUGAGUCAGAGCUGCUGUUUGCUGAAAGUGAGGAGGAUUCUGUUUCCGAUGCUGUGUGGAGGAGCCGCUACCUCAUGGACUAUGACCCACUCAACCAGCUGCUGGUGUGCAUGGUGUGUGGGGAACUGCAAUAUUCCCACAGCCUAGAGGGAGUGAAGGCCCACAUUGACGAGGCCCACCCGCACACCCUGACCUUGGAACCCGGCGAGAAAGAGCAAAUACGGGAGGCCUGGGAUGAGCAGGUGUCCCGGCGGGAACGCUUCUUCAGCAGCCAGCUGCAGCAGCACAGCAGACCUGUGGCAGAACCACACAAGAACUGAAGAGCUGGAGAGACGGCUGCAGGAGGAACUGAAGACCAUGGACCGGGAGACACAAACCCUCCCUCCUCCUUUCUCUCAUUUAUUGUAUUUUUUUUAUCAGUGUGUUUACCUCUGUAGGAAGACACCUUGGACAAGAAGGCCCUAAAGCAGCUUUACCUCAUUUCCUGCCAGGGUUGUGUAUGUUUAUCAAAGGCAGUGAGGACAUUUUUAUACUGAAGCUGCCUCAUCCAAGUUUUGCUGUCAGUCCUUCCCUUGUCCUGUUCGUGGUCUCGCUGUGCUCCUUUUUUUCUCUCACCCCCAAUCAGUUGCAGCAAACGGUUGCUCCUGCUUCUCCCAGAACGUUCCUCCUGUUCAAAAGGAGUUCUUCCUCCCCACUCUUGCUGCUCAUGGGGGAUCAUUGCACUUCUCCAUAAUAUUUUUGCUUUUUACAAUACAGCACCUUCAGAUGAGUGUUGGAGUGAAACAUUACUAUAUAAAGGAAACUACAUUUUGGAAAUCUUCACUCUGGGAAGGCUAAGCUAAUGGGAUUCUGGAUCUGUUUAUUAGGCCACUGAGCUUUCUGUUCUUAAUUUAUUGAUCCAAUCACAGACUUGCACAAACAUUUUCUUUGAUCACAUGACCUCUGUGGGCACCAUAAUAAAAUAUAACCUGUGUUUUCCAGCUGGAGCAUACUCAUAGCCAGUUUGUACAUUCCUUACUGCUCUCUUCUGCCUUGUUGGGUUUUCUGCAGGGAUAAACAUUUCAGCAUCCUGGGAAGACACUAUAGGUAUUCCAAGGAAAAACGGGAUAAUAGGUAGUAUGGGGGUAAAAGACUUGCUGAAUGAGUAGCUCAGAAGCUCAGUCAUAAAAUUAGCACCAGUGGCCAGGCUGUGAAUUCCAUAGUGGGAAGUGUUUUAGCACCAAAUAUAAAGAAAAAUAUUGAUUGUGUAAAGUUCCUGAAAACUCCUGGAAGGUGGAACCUGCUGGCUGAGCUGCUGAGAGCACAAACUGGGGCUGAAUGCACGGGACUGAGGAACAUUACUGCUGAAUACGUUUGUAUUGGAGGACGGGGUCAUCCUUCUUUCUAAUGUCAGUCUUGCUUUUAACUCGUAGACGGCAGUUAGCAGGCUUGUGCAGAGACACACUACCUGUUCACUGAUAAGCAGCCGUGGGAUAACAUCCAUGGCUUUUGUCAAUGUGACAUUUAUAGUUAAUUAUAAAUUAAGUUAAUAUUUAACCCUGGGAUUAGUCAGCUAUAGAAAAAACAGCAUCAGCACAACAUUUUCUACUAUUUGGAAGCUGAUAGAAUCUGCUAGUGUGCAGAUUUUCCUGCAGGCUUGUAUUCAGGUUAGUCUGCUCUAGAUUCUUGAUAGUUUCUCAAUCACUGAAUGGGGCAUCUGGAACUGAGCUGCAAUUCUUUUCUAUUUGCUACUGCAUCACACCCUGACCUGUUUCUCUACGGCAGGGGUCCCCAAUCCCAGUCCACGAGGGCCGGUGUCCUGCAGGUUUUAGAUCUCACCCUGGGUCAACACACCUGAAUCACAAGAUUAGUUCAUUACCAGGCAUCUGGAGGACUUCAAGACAUGUUGAGGAGGUAAUUUAUCCAUUUAAAUCAGCUGUGAUGGAUCAAGGACACAUCUAAAACCUGCAGGGACACUUGCCCUCGUGGACUGGGAAUGGGGACCCCUGCUCUACGGGCAACGUUUUUUACCCAGACAACUUUCUUAGGGACAGUUUGUCACCUCUGCAAAAAUCUCCUGCAGCACUGUAAAUAGACUAAUAUAAAGCUGGUUAUGACAUGCCAAAUGUGACUUUUUCUGUGCCGUUCCACAAUAUUUGGAGCAGCCUUGUUAUUUAUUGAAUCUCCUCUUACGCAAGUGAUCGUUGAUGAUGCAUUAUUCAUAUCUGUAGAAAGUUCCAUGUUAGAAAAGUAUUUCAUUUGUGAAUGUUAUCAAUCCAAGGCUUUCCUACUUAAGUAGUAAAUGGAUGAAGUGCUCUGGAAUGCUUUUCAAUGAUUUUUCUAUGAUUUUCAUGAAGACUACAACACUGAAAUAUUCUUGUAUUUGAGCACAAAGCUGAGGAGCUGAACACUGUCUGUGGAGCCACAAGGCAGUGGAAAGAGCUUGUGGUGACCAGAUCACUCAUGAAAAUCAGACGUGAUUGUCUGCCAGUUUAAAAGGGAAUGUUUAAAUGCCUUUUCAGUAAUAAACUUUUUCUACUGUU